AUGCAGAACACCAUCUUCCGCCAGCUAGCUGCCCGUCUGCGGCCGCGAGCCCUGCCGACACACGCCUUUGCUGCCGGCUCGCCAGCUAUCUGCGCCGUCCGCCGUAUCUCCUCCUCUCCUCUGGCCGGCCCGCGCGCCUACAAGACCAAAAAGGUCUGGCCGCCCGACUUCAACCUGCUGUCGCCACAGGAGCAGCUGCGCUUCGAGAAGCGCUUCAAGCGGCGCAUGGCGCUGCGGGCAGAACGGCCGCGCUGGAUCAAGUUUGUCAAGCUCGCACAGCUGUUCACAAUCACCACCGUGCUCAUCUAUUGCGUUUUGUUCAUGGAGUGGGAUCGCGGCCCAACACCGUUUGACGAUCUACGUGCCUGGUUCUGGGACGUUCUGGGGACUCGGCAGGGCGGAGCACUGCAGCGCGGAAAAGACUCGGAUAGCAGGAGUAGUGGUGCGGCAGCCGAGCCGCGGACGGAGACGAAGUAG
This is a messenger RNA of Grosmannia clavigera kw1407, 477 nucleotides long. RefSeq lists its product as uncharacterized. The record is from RefSeq and is a predicted model, not a curated record. The transcript has 3 exons. Bases 1 to 477 code for a protein of 158 amino acids. NCBI's taxonomy places the organism in Eukaryota, Fungi, Ascomycota, Sordariomycetes, Ophiostomatales, Ophiostomataceae.